This is a messenger RNA of Photinus pyralis (common eastern firefly), 2825 nucleotides long. Its product is annotated as beta-2 adrenergic receptor-like. Lineage: Eukaryota; Metazoa; Arthropoda; Insecta; Coleoptera; Lampyridae. The transcript is spliced from 3 exons. Bases 44 to 1270 code for a protein of 408 amino acids. Gene Ontology annotation, biological process: G protein-coupled receptor signaling pathway. Gene Ontology annotation, molecular function: G protein-coupled receptor activity. Gene Ontology annotation, cellular component: membrane. The record is from RefSeq and is a predicted model, not a curated record.
ACCGUACAAGAAAUCCUAACGUAUUCAUUCCUUAAAUUCCGAAAUGAGCGAAGAGAACGUCUCGGAAAACUACAUCAUGCUGCAAAAUACCUCAAACUACACGUAUCUGGGCGACAACAACCUGGAAAGCCUCUACAUGUUUUACAUCCCUCCAAUGCUACUAUUUUGCUUGGCGUCAAUAAUCAUCAACUUUAGGGUGUUACUGGCGGUACAUUGGAUUCGACGGCCGUUAUCGCCAACGCUUCACAUUAGCCUAAGUCUAGCGGCUGCUGACGCGUGUACAUCCGCACUGCUAGGUUUGGGGUUGCUAUUAAAUAGCUAUCUACCGAAAGUGUACGGAAUCGAAAUAGCAUCGUGUUUAGCACUGUUAACGAUCGAAAUGUACCGCCUAAGUGGUGUAAUAAUCACCGUAAUGCACCUGUUGGCUUUAAGUAUCAACCAUUACUUGGGCAUUUUGAAACCGCUCCAUUACAUAUCCAUCAUGACCACGAGGAAAACGACAAUCACCGUCAUACUACUAUGGAUCAUUCCAAUCGCAUUCAUAAAAACCUACUUUUUUACGGUUUCGGAUGAUGACUUUUGGGAGGUUGGCUGUGUUACGCUAUCAUUUUUGUCAGAAAUCAAAUUUAGAAUCGUUUUCUCGUCGCUUUUCUUCGUGCCGCUGAUCCUGAUGAUCUUCUGUUAUACGCACAUUCUUCUGCUGGUCAGAAAACAGCAGAAAAUAUGGUCGCAACUGUCGAGAAGCGGCAGUACACGAUAUAGGGGAGUGAGGACAAAUCGGCAUGGCAUUAAUUCGCAACAGCGACAAAUGGAAGGAAACGUUAAGGCGAUUUAUACGACGUUAUUUAUUUUGGGCUCGUGCGUAGUUGGAUGGUUGCCCGCGGUGAUAACGUAUUUGAUUAUAUGUCCAAAGGGGUGCCUCUACAGUGGGAAGGAAUUGGAAAGAAUACGUACGGAGAACAUUCACAUGUUUUUCUACAUAUCGUGGUUCACAAACGUACUGAUUAUAUUGAAAACUUUAGCAAAUCCGAUUAUUUAUUCGUGUAGGAUGAUAGAAAUUAAGGAGGGCACGAGAAAAAUGCACACCGCUCUCUCGCGAACGUGGAGAGGAUCACAAAGGACAGAAGAACGACACAUGUCUGGUUCUCAACGGUCACAGCAGGCAUUUGGUGGUGCUAUGAGGGUGGGCAUGACCAGCCUGUGCAGAUUAAAUGGAAACAUCAGCCACAGAAGCAUUCGCCGUUCGGAGCUGGACAAUACGUUACUGUAGCGAUAAUGUACCAAUUCGCUGUAUAACAAAUGCACAUCUUUUUUACACGUAAAUGAUAAAUGUAAAAAAUGCCGCUUCAUUCAAAUGGCAAUUUUCGAUUGAUCUCAUAAGUGUCCGUGUUCUCCCUUUACUUUACUUUACCGAACCCAAGGAACCCUUUCUGUAUUUCCUCAGCAUUCCUUGUUCAGAAUAUGACCAGCCGCAACUUCAAAUGAUCUGUCACAUCAGCGUAGACCACUGACCAUAACAUAAGUCUCUAGCAACUCAAAUACAAGGACUCUUAUUGGAUUGCUAUAUUGUAAGUCAGCGCCUCUUCGAAGUACAGGGGACGUCAAAUAAAUUUGUAAUAUUUUAAAUAGACCAAGGACGGCAAUAAGUUAAAUUCAAAGUAUUGUCACAUGGCACUAAUACAUUCUUAGUAUUUAAGUUUAUUUAUACGUCUGCAUAGGAACAUUCUGCGCUGUGAUGUAUCAGAAACGUCAAAGUUAACGUGCAGGUUAUCUGCUAAAAAACGGUAUUUUGCGUUGACGUUUUUGACAGAUUACGCACGUUAAGUUUAACGUUAGUGAUACAUCAAAGGGCCGAAUAUGACGUUUGUUAUGUUACAUUGCAUUGCUUCGGUAUCAAGGCUGUCCCAACUAAAAUUUGCAAUCAAUCAAUUAACAUCAGAACAAAUGCUUAAACAUAUAAUUUUAGUUUCAUCCUGAAUCUCACACCCGCUGAAAAGUGGGGUGAAAUCAUUCAAUACAAACUCGACGUUUUCGAGCAUUCUUCUUUUGUAGAUUUUCCAUAAAGUGGGUCAGUAGGAGGUGCAAAUUUUAGUUCCGAAACCUUGUACGUUUACCGAUAUCGGCCGCUUACCCAGGGUGGGCCAAACUCAUUCGAAGUUGUAAAAGCGCGGAAAAUAUGCGAAUUAAGUAUAUAAACAAAACAAGAAUUUUUUUUAAAAAUCGGUUAAGAUCUUCCGGUCGUGCAGAGAUCUUAAAGUUUGACAAAAACUUAAUUUUAGCAAUUUUUUCAUUUUUGAAUUUGAAAUUUUCAUAGUGUAAUAGUUUGUAACAUCUUCAGGUAGAGUCUACUGAUCUAAACCAAAUUAAAACACAAUGUUUUUAGACUCUAUCUGAAGAUGAUACAAACUAUUACAUUAUGAAAAUUUCAAAUUCAAAAAUGAAAAAAAUUGCAAACAUUAAAUUUUUGUCAAACUUUAGGGCCUCUGCGCGACCGGUAGAUGUUAACCGAUUUUGAAAAAAAAAAUUUUCUUGUUUUAUACUCGGUUUUAUCUAUAUAAGUUGCAAUUUUUCCGCGCUAUUACAACUUCGAUAUAAAAAAAUGAGUUUUUUCGGCCCACUACCCUCCAUGUAAGAAAAAUCUCACAACUGACAAAACGCACCACGCAUCGAUGUGGGUAUCUACUUAUAAAGCAUAUUUUUGUACCAUCCUACAUUUUUAGCACAUUACUUAAGCUUACAUUUUUUAAAUUGUAUAGAUAAGUGCGUGAUAAUUAAGCGAAUAAUAACAUUAAUAAUGUAAAGGGAAAAUACGCUUAAUUACAUUA